AUGAAGACAGAACAGCAAAUCAUUCUUUUCCUUUGUUUGUUACAAGGUGUUUGGUGUGAAGAUUGGCCCAUCAGUCUGCCAGAGAAGAUUGAAGCGUUGAGUGGAUCUUGUGUGACCAUAAACUGCACAUUUACUAUUGAUAACAAAUUUGAAACAGAUCUCACUGACAGUGCUACAGGACUGUGGUUUAAAGAUGGGCAUCAAGACAACAAUAUUGUGUUUAAGUCCAGCAACUCCAAACUCUCUUUUAAAGGGGAAAUAACUGGAAAAUUAAAAGACAAGGACUGUACUACCAUCUUUUAUAAUGUUACUUCAAAUCACAAAGGCAGAUUUAACUUCAGGAUUGAGGGUAAUGGUGGACUGAAAUAUAUCUAUAAACAAAAGUCUGUUGAAUUAGCUGUGAUCGAUUCUCCUCCCAAUCCCACAGUGCAGAUGUUUAAGGAUCAGAUGAAGGAUGAGGUUCAGGAGGAGGUGUUAGAGGGGAGCUCUGUGUGUCUGCGCUGCUCUGCUAAGACUCUCUGCUCCUCUUCUCCACCAACUCUCACAUGGAGCUCCACUGACAGACUCCACCUCAAUGAGAGCAGCAGACUACAGCUGGAUCAACAGAAUCAAACUGAGAUCAUCUCUGAUCUGAACUUAUAUGCUACUCACCUUCAACAUGGAGUCACUUUCAUCUGCACUAUAACCUACCAGCUACAGCAGAGGAUCACAACAGCACAGAGCAAAAUCACAUUACGUGUUCAGUAUGCAACCAAAAUCUCUCUUUUCAGCUGUAACAGAACUGAUGUAACUGUUUGUUUGUGUGAGGCUCAUGGGAAUCCCUCUCCUAAAGUAAAGUGGCAUCUGUCUGGACGUCCUCUCAGUAACUCUACAAACACAUCCAUCAGUGAGGAGCGAUUGAGCAGCACAGACUUGAGGAGCUUCAUUUCUCUCCAUCAGUCACUUACAAACACAGACACUCUGCAGUGUGUCAUCAUCAACACUCACAGCACCGCCAGUCAUCAGAUUCAAAUGCUUCACUAUUUUCAUGAGACAAGUAUCAGUGUUUCCUCUGUGCUGAUGGGAGCUGCUAUUGGAGCUUCAGUAAUGAUGAUCUUGUGGGUCAUUAAGCAUCUCUAUAAACGAAAUAGAAACAGCAGAUCCUCAAAGACAGGACAAGAAGAUACCACUGAACUUAAGCUCACUGACAGGGAGAAUAAAGAACCUGUUUAUGCCAAUAAAGCUCUCUUGUCACCUGAUGAAGAAACUUCAGUGAAUUGCCCAGAAUCUCUUCAUUAUUCCUCCAUUGACUUCACAAACACCCAAACAGAGUCAGAAGAGAUCAGGGGCGUCUCCUCACUUACUGAUGUCUAUGCUUCUGUCCAACAAGACCCUAACCCGCCGCCCAACAGCAAAAUCUCAACAGUGGAGAUGGCAGACAGUAAAGCAAGUGAUCCAGAAUUGAAUAUCAGUACAGACACUGAACAAGAUCACUCAAAGAAAACAGAUUUGCAGUCAGAUGACGUUUCUGAUAUUUAUGCUCAAGUAAAACGUGCCACCCAAAAAAUUAAAAAAUAAGCCACUUUUUAAAAUUUGGAAUUUUGUGCCAUGAUACAUUUUAAAGAGUCUCCAUUCAAAGAGACUUUUAAAUGUUUUAAAUGUUUCAUGUUUUAUUAUGUUUGUCCUUAAGUGCAGAAAUU
Paramisgurnus dabryanus is the source of this 1679-nucleotide messenger RNA. The record is from RefSeq and is a predicted model, not a curated record. NCBI's taxonomy places the organism in Eukaryota, Metazoa, Chordata, Actinopteri, Cypriniformes, Cobitidae.